AUGAUUGAGGAACCAGUCUCCCUUGAUGCAAACCAGUACUGCCAGAUGGAUCAAGUGGCACAACUCACCCCUACUUUGAAUAUUGGAGUAGAAAACCUCCACAAUUCAGGGACACUCUCUCAGACGAAAGUACUAUUUGGAGUAAAGCGACCCCAAAGUUCAAGUGGGGUAUUGAGCAUAAUUACACCUAUAAAGAACUUGAAUCCAUUCCAAACAAGGUGGAUUAUCAAAGUUUGUGUGACUAUAAAGAAAGAAAUUCAUCAAUACAAUAAGCAAACAGGAAAUGGUCGAGUGUUUAGCUUCAACAUCAUAGAUAGUGAAGGGACAAAGACACGUGUAUCUAGUUUUAACAAUAUGGCAGAUGCACAUUAUGGUAAUAUAGACAUUGGAGCUGCAUAUAAGAUUUCAGGUGGGGUUGUGAAAACUGCUAAUAAAAUUUAUAAAAAACUUAACAGUGGGAUAGAAAUAACUCUUGUGCCUGAAUCAAUAGUAACCCCCUGUGAAGAUGACCCUUCCAUUCCAAAAAACCAUUUCUCAUUCAUGCCUAUUAAUGAAAUACUUGAGCAAAGUAAUAAUUCAGUCAUUGAUGUUAUUGGUGUUGUUAUUUGUGUAGAACCAAGCUUAACAAUCAGAAAAAGAGAUGGAACAGAGGUCAUAAGGCGUGCCAUAAAGCUACUGGAUAUGUCUCAAACUACAAUAGAAGUUACGAUAUGGGGAGCACCAUCUGAGAAAGAAGGUGUCCAACUGCAACAAAAAUACUACCUUCAAGAGACAACAAUCCUAGCAAUCAAGAGUGGAUGUGUUUGUGAAUAUAAUGGAAAGGUAUUGAGUACAUCAAGUAAUACACACCUAAUUCUAAACCCAGUGAUAUUAGAAGCUGAUAAAUUAAGAACCUGGUUUGACCAAACUGUAAGUGACACACAUGAACCUUCGGUCAAGUAUGCUAGUUUACCCAAGCCAAUUACAUGA
Molecule: messenger RNA, 969 nt
Organism: Cryptomeria japonica (Japanese cedar)
Lineage: Eukaryota; Viridiplantae; Streptophyta; Pinopsida; Cupressales; Cupressaceae
Product: replication protein A 70 kDa DNA-binding subunit A-like
Exons: 1
Coding region: 1-969 (322 amino acids)
Source: RefSeq, a predicted model, not a curated record